This is a messenger RNA of Coregonus clupeaformis (lake whitefish), 2349 nucleotides long. Its product is annotated as exocyst complex component 6. Lineage: Eukaryota; Metazoa; Chordata; Actinopteri; Salmoniformes; Salmonidae. The record is from RefSeq and is a predicted model, not a curated record. Gene Ontology annotation, biological process: exocytosis; Golgi to plasma membrane transport; intracellular protein transport. Gene Ontology annotation, cellular component: exocyst; membrane.
AUGAGUUAUGACAGGUAUCUGGGACCACCAGAGAGGGUUCCUAUGAGUUAUGACAGGUAUCUGGGACCACCAGAGAGGGUUCCUAUGAGUUAUGACAGGUAUCUGGGACCACCAGAGAGGGUUCCUAUGAGUUAUGACAGGUAUCUGGGACCACCAGAGAGGGUUCCUAUGAGUUAUGACAGGUAUCUGGGACCACCAGAGAGGGUUCCUAUGAGUUAUGACAGAUCUGUGUACGAUGACCAGCCCAAUGCCCACAAGAGGUUUAUGGAGAAGCUUGAGGUCAGGAUCCGAAACCAUGACCGAGAGAUUGAGAAGAUGUGUAACUUCCACCACCAGGGGUUUGUGGAUGCCAUCACUGAGCUGCUCAAGGUCCGCGCUGACGCAGAGAAACUGAUGGGCCAGGUUACUGACACAAACAGAAGACUGCAAGACGCUGGCAGAGAGGUGACAGCCCAAACGGAGGAGGUGAUUCGCUGUCGGAUACAGCAGAGGAACAUGGCUACCACUGUGGAGAGAAUACAGCUGUGUAUACCUGUGUUAGAAAUGUACAGUAAAUUGAAGGAGCAGCUUGAAUCUAAAAGGUACUAUGCUGCGUUGAAGACCAUGGAGCAGCUGGAGAAGGUCUCCAUCCCCCGGGUCGGCCGCUACCGCUUCUGUCAGAUCAUGGCCGAGAACCUGCCCAAGCUCAGAGAGGACAUUAAGGACAUCUCCAUGUCCGACCUCAAGGACUUCCUGGAGAGCAUCAGGAAACACUCGGACAGGAUCGGAGAGACCGCCAUGAAACAGGUACAGCAGCACAGGACCUUUAACAGUGUGGUUCAGAAGCAGGACAGUGGGAUGGGCUUCACCAAGCCAGGCUCCUCCCUGAACGGCCAGACGCCAACGCAGAACAACGGCCUCGCCGCGGAGGAGGACCAAUCAGAGGAGGAGGUGUUAACAGCCCAGGACCUGGUGGACUUCUCUCCUGUUUACAGAUGUCUCCACAUCUACACCGUUCUGGGUGACAGAGAAACCUUUGAGAACUACUACAGGAAACAGAGGAAGAAACAGGCCAGGCUGGUGCUGCAGCCUCAGUCUAACAUGCACGAGACAGUGGAGGGGUACCGGCGGUACUUCAAUCAGAUCCUAGGGUUUUUCGUGGUGGAGGAUCACAUUCUGCACGCCACACAGGGACUGGUGACCAGAGCCUUUACUGAUGAACUGUGGAACAUGGCCCUGUCGAAGAUCAUUGCCGUGCUCCGCACACACUCUUCGUACUGCAGUGAUCCUGACCUGGUGCUGGAGCUGAAGAACCUCAUUGUCAUAUUUGCAGACACAUUACAGGGUUAUGGCUUCCCAGUGAACAGACUGUUUGACCUGCUGUUUGAGAUCAGAGACCAGUACAAUGAAACGCUGCUGAAGAAAUGGGCUCUGGUCUUCAGGGAGAUCUUUGAAUUGGACAACUACAGCCCGAUCCCUGUAGAAACCGAAGAAGAGUACAAGUCUGUUAUUAGUAGAUUCCCCUUCCACGACGCAGAAAUUGAAAAGCAAGACUUUCCAAAGAAGCUGCCCAUGUCUCAGUCUGUUCCUCAGAUCUACGUCCAGGUCAAGGAGUUCAUCUAUGCCAGCCUUAAAUUCUCCGAGUCACUGCAUCGCAGCUGGACGGAGAUCGAUGACAUGCUCCGUAAAUCCACCAACCUGUUGUUGACGAGGACACUGAGUGGCUGUCUCCAGAACCUCAUCAAGAAACCCCAUAUAGGACUGACUGAGUUGGUCCAGAUCAUCAUCAACACAACCCAUCUGGAGCAGGCCUGUAAAUACCUGGAGGACUUCAUCACCAACAUCACUAACGUCUCACCUGAGACCGUGCACACCACACGCCUCUACGGCCUUUCUACCUUUAAGGAUGCACGUCAUGCAGCGGAGGGAGAGAUCUACACCAAACUGAACCAGAAGAUAGAUGAGUUUAUCCAGCUGGCAGACUAUGACUGGGGCAUGCCAGAGUCAGACGGCCAGGCCAGUGGAUACCUUAUGGACCUCAUUAACUUCCUCCGCAGCACCUUCCAGGUCUUCACACACCUGCCGGGUAAAGUGGCCCAGACAGCCUGUAUGUCAGCGUGUAAGCACCUGUCCACGUCCCUGAUGCAGAUGCCCUUGGACAGCGAGCUGAAGCAGAUCAGCAUGGGAGCCAUUCAGCAGUUCAACCUGGACGUCAUACAGUGUGAAUUGUUUGCCAGCUCAGAGCCUGUGCCAGGAUUCCAGGGGACACUUUACACUGGCAUUCAUCGACUCCGACAGGCCACACACCCUCCUCUGACCCAGGCCAGCACACCUCUGCCUCUGACCCAGGCCAGCACACCUCUCCUCUGA